AUGUGGAACCCUGCUAUCUUCUCUAGCUCCAGUCAAUGGGAUAUUCCGGGAGCAUUAAUCGUGAACGGUAGGUGGGCUGCAGGGGAUUUCAACUCUAUUACAUUUGGAAAUGAAAGAGUUGGAAGGGGUUUACAAUUCUCGACUAGGGAUAUGCAGGCUUUCGAUAACUUCAUUAGGGCAAAUGAUUUGGUGGAAAUCAGGUUACAAGGAAGGACGUUUACGUGGUACCAACCCAAUGGGCAAUGCAAGUCGAAGCUGGACCGAUUCUUGGUUAAUGAUAAAUGGUUGGAGGUUUGGCCACAGACAAAAGCGAGAGGUCUUCAACGGACAAUCUCAGACCAUUGCCCGAUCCUGAUGGAAACAAAAGUUAUGGACUGGGGCCCUAAACCAUUUCGUUUUAUCAACGCGUGGACCAGCCACCCAGACUUUGAGGAAGUAGUAAGAGAGUCGUGGAACAGAAGCGGCAUUAGAGGCUGGAGUUGCUUCGUUUUUAAAGAAAAAAUGAAGAGAUUAAAGAACGACCUCAAAAAGUGGAACAAGUCGACGUUCGGAGUGAUCGACGAGAAUAUUGAAUCCUUGAGAGAUGAAAUACAAAAAUGGGACAAUAUUGAUGAUACUUUUGGGCUGCAGGAAGAUGACAUUAUCAAGAGAAAUGAAGCCGGGGCCAAACUGAUCAUGCAAUUGAAGAACAAAGAUAGUUUACUCUCCCAAAAAGCAAGAACUCGAUGGCUCUUAGAUGGGGACGUUAACAGCGGAUUUUUUCACAAGGUGAUCAGAGGAAGAAGGCUCAAGAAUGAGAUUUCCCAUUUGGGUGAAUGGAAGCUGGAUCGAGGAACCAUCAGAGGUUAA
Molecule: messenger RNA, 849 nt
Organism: Salvia miltiorrhiza (redroot sage)
Lineage: Eukaryota; Viridiplantae; Streptophyta; Magnoliopsida; Lamiales; Lamiaceae
Exons: 2
Coding region: 1-849 (282 amino acids)
Source: RefSeq, a predicted model, not a curated record